Molecule: messenger RNA, 375 nt
Organism: Emiliania huxleyi CCMP1516
Lineage: Eukaryota; Haptophyta; Isochrysidales; Noelaerhabdaceae
Exons: 1
Coding region: 1-375 (124 amino acids)
Source: RefSeq, a predicted model, not a curated record
AUGCCAGCCGGCGCCCGGCCGGCCGGCGGGCCCAACCCGAAGCGCCCGGCCGCUUGGCGGCGCCGUUCGGCCGACGGGGCCAGCCGUGCGGCGCCCGGUCGCCCGCCGCAGGACCGGGCCCGAGCGGCCCACGCGCACAGCCUGGCCUCAAUCGCCACUCUCUGCGGCGGGAUCGGCACCGUCGGCGCCCUCUGGAUCCUCCUGGCACUCCUCGGCUUCCUCCCGACGGUCGGCGGCACCAACCCCGUGCGCUUUGAGUCAGACUCGAUCCUCGGCAUGCGCAUUCUGAGGAGCCGCUCCGACUUCCCCACAACUGGACAGUACCUUGCGUAUCAGCGAGACACGUACACGAAUGUGACCGGCCGGGAUCUGUAG